Molecule: messenger RNA, 1316 nt
Organism: Toxorhynchites rutilus septentrionalis
Lineage: Eukaryota; Metazoa; Arthropoda; Insecta; Diptera; Culicidae
Exons: 2
Coding region: 1-744 (247 amino acids)
Source: RefSeq, a predicted model, not a curated record
AUGGAGCGAGGACAAGUUAAAUCAAGAAUUCCAACAGGAUCAAGGAUUCCCAGAAGAUCAUCGGCCAGUCAGGAGACUGGAGUUAGGCCGGGAAAACAUCGUUCUUCAAACAAAGGUGUUCAGAAUGCAAGCGAACAACAAUCGGAAGAAAAUCAUAAAAUAUGGUUUUUGAACUACAAUGACCCGAACGUUGAGAGGAUUGAGGACGAAACUCCGCCGAUGCUGGUACCUAGUGAUAUCCAGGUCUCGUAUGGGGAUUUCAUUGAUUCGAAUACAGAGUGGAUCGAGGAUAUAACUCCGCCGCAGCUCGUUCCUAGUGAUAUCCAGGUAUGGUUUGGGAAUUUAAUUGAUUCGAAUGCAGAGUUGAUCGAGGAUAUAACUCCGCCGCAGCUCGUUCCUAGUGAUAUCCAGGUAUGGUUUGGGAAUUUAAUUGAUUCGAAUGCAGAGUUGAUCGAGGAUAUAACUCCGCCGCAGCUCGUUCCCAGUGACACACAUCUGGAGGAUGACAUCGAUGAUGUGUGUGACUGGGAACCAGGAGAUAUUCCAGAGAUCAAUUAUGCAAUUUUUAAGCGGAUAAAAGCUGAGAGAGAUCUCUGCAAAAUGAAGGCGGAGAACGAAAAACUUCAGCAGGAAAAUCAGCGACUGAAGGCAAAAACAGGCGUAAGCCUAAUAAGUCGAUGCUGCUUCCGGUUCCUACUGUUCAUGGUGGGCGAGGUGGCGGAAUCGAUUUUCAGCUCAUUUUAAAUUAAUCGUAUGAACUGAAUGUGGUGGUGGAUGUUUGUGUGUGUUAUGUUUGGCUUUCUUCUUGUUGCAAGUUGUUAUUUUGUUUUGUUCUGUUUUCGUUAUACCAUUCCAUGUAGCAGAUUUUACUUCAGCUUUUGUUAUACGUUUAGUUGAUUUUAUGCGUUUGUUUUCAUGUUCAUAUUUAUGUUUUGUUUUCAUGUUAGCAUUUUUGUUGUUAUGCUAUUUGCAUUGGGUUUUUCGAUAGGAUUUUCGUUGUUGGAUUCAAUAUAAUAUUUUUACAUCAUUUUUUCAGUUGCCUGUUAGGAUUUUGUUAUUCUAUUCACAUAUAAUUUAUUUAUUGGACUUUUUCGUUGAAGAUUUCAUUGAUAUUCUCUUCUCUUGCAUGAAAUGAUUUGAGUUCCUGUUCAAGCAAGUUUAAGACCGUGAACAAGCGAAUCCUGAGAAGCGUAGGAUCAAGCAACACGAAUGAUAUUUAAUGUAAGUAUUCAUUCCAUUUAUACCUUUUGCUAAUUUUUAACAGAAUUAUUCCUUAUAGAUUGAAGACCACACCGAGGGACGUAUGUACUUAUGGA